Messenger RNA from Durio zibethinus, 2770 nucleotides. The record is from RefSeq and is a predicted model, not a curated record. Lineage: Eukaryota; Viridiplantae; Streptophyta; Magnoliopsida; Malvales; Malvaceae.
ACUUGAUUUCUCCCGCAGUUUCCUUUUUUCCAAAAUAUUCUUAAUUGGAAUUAUUCAAUAUCGUGUUAUGUCUGGUUGUUGUUAAACUACUUUGAAUAAAGCCACACAGAAGACUUUUGGAUCUUUUUCUUGAUGUUUUUCUGGGUAGGUUUCAACCGCCGUUGGUUAUUCUGAUCUGGGUUUUCUUGUUUAUGCCAAGAUAUUCCUCAUUUUCAAGAUUCUUUUAUUGAGGUAAGCAAAUUAUCUUGGAGUUUCUGGCAAUGGAAAUGUUUCAAAAUUGCAUGAUAUUGUGUUAAUGGGAUUUGUAAAUGGUAAAAUUCAGAUUUUUUUGGCUUGCAGUAGAACGCCAAUUGGUUUUGUUGCAAGUUUUGUUGAAUAAUCCUGAUCUCGGUGUGUAUCUAUUGGAUCUCAAGAGUGGCUUCUGCUUUGUUUUUGAAGCCAUUCAUUUUAUCACCCCUUUUCAUGUAUAUAAUUGAAUUUGGAUUGAUAAAAGAUGUGAUGUUGCUGUUGAAAAUUUACAGUUUAGCUUCAAGGAGCAGCUUUUCUUUGAAUGAUCUGAAACCCCAUUGGAUUGAAUAGAAGAAUUAGACAUUUCUGAGUUGUACAAUCUGAUCAAACUCAUUGUAUUUUGUUAACUUUAUUGGUCAAAGGUAGUUGAAUAAAAAGUUAUGGAUUUAGCUCAGGAAGAACCUGCUGGAGAUGGAGAUAUGGAGGAAUUGGUUAGAGUAUACUCUGGUAAUAUUCCAAUCGGGGAAAAUCAUCUUCACAGAACACAUUUUCCUGGUAUGGUGAAACAGAAAGCAUAUAUUUUUGAUGGUCUUGGAAAUUAUUAUAAUAAGGAGUGGGAUCUUGCUGAAGGUGGUGGCAAGGAGUUUUGUUGGUACCAUGUAGAACUUCCGAAAGGGAAACAGAAACUCUCUCAAUCUGCACAAUACCUUAUAGAUGUUCUUUGUCCACCUUUAAAGCUUCAAGGCAUUCUCUCACUUGUUAGCAAUGGGCCAUUUUGCGGACAUGUUGAUGGAGCGCUUGUCUUUAGGGUUAAUUCACCUGGCCCUCCCUCCAGUAACUUUACAUUUAGACUAGCUGCAAGGGUUACUGAGAGUUCAGUGAUUACCGUGUCUUUGGGACGUGUUCCCAGAUUAGGUUUCUCACCAGUCGGUCAAUCUCUUCUUUCAGAGAUUCCUAGUGUUGAAAGUCCAUCUUCUUAUAGAGGAGAGAGGAAGGAAGGAAGUGGGAUUGUUAUUAAAGAACAUGUUCUCGAGUUCUUGUUGACAAUGAAUCACUCUGAGGAGGCUGAUAAUCCUGUUCCUAAGUCCGUCUCCAACCUUGUAGUUCACAUCCUUGACACGCAUGUGGAUCACCUUCAAGAUGUUGUUACUAAACUUGAGAUGGAGCUGGAUUCGGUAGAGCUUGAAUUGGAUAGAGGUGGAUUUGCUUUAAAGAAAGAGAUGCUAGAUGAUAGAAGAUUCCCCAAAAUGCACCUAAAUUUGCAACGUCUCCUGCAGGUGAUUGCCCAUGGGGAGCAAGUAUUUCCCCGAGUCAAGGAAAAAUGUUCUUCCAAACAUUGGUUUGCUAGUGAAGACAUUAACUCCCUUGAAGAGCUGAUUGGACGCUUGAGGAGGCUGAAAGAGAAUGUAGGGUUUUUAGCAAAUCGUGUAACUGCAAUUCAGGCUGGUUUGGAUAGCUGGCAGUCUGAGCAAAUUAACAGAAAACUCUAUUAUCUCUCUUUCCUUUCUAUAAUAUUCCUUCCUUUAUCUGUCAUCACUGGAGUGUUUGGUAUGAAUGUGGGUGGAGUUCCAUGGACUGUGCAAAAGGACCCGGCACUAAAAGAUGGUUUCCGCAAUGUCAUGGUUAUCUGUGUAGCAAUGCUGCUUCUAGUGUUGCUAUGCUUUAUUUUCCCUUCUCUUUAUACCCGAUUGACUGCCUGGCAUAGGAGGAGGUCUUUGAGAAAAAGUUGGUCUCAUAACAGAAGAUCAUUUCUCAAGAGAACCAUUGGAAUUCAAGAGAGAGGUGGUUUCCUCAGGAUUUGACAGAGUUAAAGAAAGUCAUUAUCAUAGUAUUUUCAUUAAAUUAACCUUAAUUGAUUUUUGCUGCUUCAUCAAUCACAUGUAGUGUACCAUUGUAUGCACAUUUAGAGUUGUCAUUUGUCAAUAUUAUUAUUUGGCUGGGGUGAAAAUGGGAAUACUCUGUUCAUCACUUAGUCAUAUUUCAUUAGAGGUGAAUCUUAAUCUUUGCCCUUUGUGUUGUAUAUUUUAUCAUUUUUGUUUUGAAGGUUUACUGUACAGGUUAUUCUUUUAAAGUUAGACUGAACAAAAACACACAUUUUGAAUUUUAUUGCGAUCUCAAUUUGAUGGUAAUUGUGACUUACUUUUUAAGUUCUCCUUUGUAUAUUUGAUGGCUUCUCAAUGUAUUAUCCUGUGAAAGCAGGAAUUUGACUUCAACUUUUGAAGUUUGAAACCCAAUGUACUAACAAUUGCUUGAGAAGUGUUAAAAACGAAAUGAAAGGGUGUAGUUGGCGUCCAUCCUGGGUUCAGUUUCAGUAUAAUUAAGUGGAUUAAUCACCAUCCACUACCUGUUCAAAUGUCUUAAUAGUAACAUAGAACAUUGUUUAUUUCUCUAGUUUCAUGUUUUACCUGGUCCAUUAGGAGUCGUGUGCCCAAGGCAACUACCAAACCAUAUAGCUCAGGCUCAGAGGAAGCUUUCAAGGCAUAUUUUUAGUUCUUGAAAACAGCACAUUUUCAGCACCAUAUUCUAUUAGUUCUGUUGAUUA